AUGCGACACGAUUUUCCCAGUGUAUAAUCUGUCUGGGUGUGCGUUGCUUAUCCCUGAGUAUCCUGACUCUUGACUAAGUUCUGAUUACAGUUCUAUCAUACGUUUUCACCGAAUGGUCAUUGCACAGGCGCGGAUGUACAUACAUACUCUACUUUCUUUCCACUAUCCGCACGCGCCUGUGCAUCUUUGAUCAGCCCGUUAAAAUCGUACUUACAACUUUCACUCGUUAAACAUCCUUAUAUCAAACCGUACACUCCUUACUGUGAUCUGCAAUAGACUUCAUUGGCUUUUGCAAUUGGGGAUUGACGUAAGGCUUGAAAAUAUUGUGUUGCUGCAGCUCGCUGAUAUGCAACAAAUUGCGAUCAACUGAGUCAUGCGAACACGCUGGAGCGCCAUCAUUGGUAGAACUAGUAAUCGAUAUCAAGAUCUUAUUUUUUCAAGACACCUUCGUGAUCAUAGAUCACGGCUUUCCUAUUCUUGUACCACUAACGCACAGAAAAUGGAACCGGGAAAGUUCCUACAGGUUGCAGUGGUAGGCGUCGGAGGCGUCGGGACCCAAGUCGUCGAACAGCUGAUCGCAAACCCGAUCUAUGGCUUCCAGCUCGCAGCGCUCACCUCUUCCAAGCGCAUGCUCCAGCCCACCAAAGACCUCUGCAUCAGCCCCGUAGCAUGGAAGGACGCACUUAAUGCCAGCGAAACACCCGUCGACCUCUCCGCGGUGAAAAGCACGUUGCAGGAGCUCGUGAAGCAGGGCGAGAAGGCUGUGUUUAUCGAUAAUACUUCUUCGCAAGAUGUUGCGGAGAUGUACCCUGCGUUGUUGAGUGCGGGGAUCAAUGUGGUCACCCCGAAUAAGAAGGCGUUUUCGGGUGAGGCAGGGUUAUAUCAGGCUAUUGUCCAGGCGAGCAAGAGUGGAAGGUAUUUGCACGAGUCGACAGUGGGUGCUGGGCUGCCCAUUAUCUCGACGCUGAGAGAUUUGGUAGAGACGGGGGACAAGGUCGUCAAGAUCGAGGGUGUUUUCUCAGGGACCAUGAGUUAUAUCUUCAACAACUUCUCUGCCGUGGAGGGAAGCGAUGAAAGCUUUUCGUCGAUAGUCAAAGGAGCCCGAGCACAGGGAUACACGGAACCUAACCCGGCAGACGAUCUAAAUGGCGCAGACGUCGCUCGGAAAUUGACCAUCCUAGCCCGUAUCAUUCCAGAGCUGAAGGAUGAGCAAGGAAACUUCUCGCUUCUGCACGGGUACCAGUCGGUGGAGACUACCUCUUUAAUUCAGGAUGCCCCUGCGAGUGCUGUUUCCAACGGGGACGAGUUUAUGAAGUGGCUUCCCGAACAGGACGCGCAUUUUGCACAGAUGCGUGAGCAGGCUGCGAAUGAGGGUAAUGUUCUCCGCUACGUCGGCGUCGUCGAUGUAAAAAAUAAAGUCGUGAAAGCCGAGUUGGCGAAAUACCCAAAAACUCAUCCGUUUGCAACUUCGUUAGGAGGAUCGGACAAUAUCAUCAUGUUCCAUACUGAACGCUACGGUAAAAGACCCCUGAUUGUCCAAGGCGCUGGUGCUGGCAAUGAUGUCACGGCCAUGGGAGUUGUGAGCGAUAUCCUAAAGUUGAUUAGGCCGUAAGUUGAAAUACGACUGACAAAUGUAACACAAUUAUCAACAGACUUAA
Messenger RNA from Suillus discolor, 1658 nucleotides. Its product is annotated as homoserine dehydrogenase-domain-containing protein. NCBI's taxonomy places the organism in Eukaryota, Fungi, Basidiomycota, Agaricomycetes, Boletales, Suillaceae. The record is from RefSeq and is a predicted model, not a curated record. Gene Ontology annotation, biological process: L-homoserine biosynthetic process; aspartate family amino acid biosynthetic process. Bases 374 to 1612 code for a protein of 412 amino acids. The transcript has 4 exons. Gene Ontology annotation, molecular function: homoserine dehydrogenase activity; NADP binding; aspartate kinase activity.